Molecule: messenger RNA, 873 nt
Organism: Mytilus trossulus (common blue mussel)
Lineage: Eukaryota; Metazoa; Mollusca; Bivalvia; Mytilida; Mytilidae
Exons: 2
Coding region: 1-873 (290 amino acids)
Biological process (GO): regulation of apoptotic process
Source: RefSeq, a predicted model, not a curated record
AUGGAUCCUAAUCAAAUGAGAGCACUGGACCAAUGUCAUCCAGACAUACUGCGAGACGUAGACAUUGACAAACAAUUUCUUCUCAGAAUGUACAUAGACAACAUUAUUACUCAAGCUCAAAGCGAAGAGAUAGAGCAAGAAACAACCAGGAGAGCAAAGGCUUCCAAACUAUUAGAGGUUUUACCACGUAGAGGACCAUCUUGUUUUCGACAAUUUGUUAACAAAUUACGCCAAGACUAUCCUUGGAUUGCAGAAAAACUUGAUACAGAACAUGAAAAGGCGAAAAGAGAAAUACCCAAAGAUAUCAAUACAAAAUUGUUGGAUGUCUAUAACAACCAAUUAUGUCGAUUGGUUCAUGGUCUUUAUGACCAAAGCUCUGUGUUGCCAUUAGAAACACAUCCUGAAUAUUUAGUUAAUCAAAUAUCCGACAGUGUGCGUAUUCUGCAUAGCAGAUGUUAUCGAUCUCUAGGAAUAUCGUUACGUGAUCAUGAUCCAAUAAUGACGUGCCUGUCACUUUCACAACUUAUAGACCGUAAAGUUCAUUGUUUACAAAACAGUCUUACUGAAAUGAAAUGGGCACUACAUGAGGAGAAGAAGAAAAAGAACAAAUCAAAUAUUAUAGUCUUAGAUCAAAAGUAUGAAAAGGAAAUCACUAAAACGAAAAAAGCCCUCGAAAAACAAAAAGAAGCUAACAAAAAACUAGAAUCAUCAUUGAAAGUAAAAACCAAACAGAUACAAUCUCUAUCAAGAGAAAGCACAACCUUACAAACACAAAAUCAUCAACUGAAGGAACGUGUGCAAGAACUCGAAAGUGCUCUGGUUUAUCAGCGACAGUCGUCACAGGUAUCAAUGAUCACAGAGUGGAAGAUGUGA